AUGCAGAGACUUACCCAAGCAGAACGCAACAGAGCUAUCGGUAUGGCCGAUAUCGGGGCCUCUCAACGGCAGAUUGCAAGAACCUUCAACUGCAGUCAAGCCGCCAUCAGCAACUUGUUGAGCCGUUACCAGCAGAGAGACCAGGCACAAGACCGUGCAAGAUCGGGAAGACCAAGGAUCACAACGCCAGAUGAAGACCGCUACAUCCGGACAAUCCACCUGCAGAACCGAUUCGUGACGGCGAUGUCAACGCCUACGACGGCACUGGGACACCCCAUCAGCAGACGAACAGUCUUACGACGACUCCGAAGGGCUGGUAUCAGAGCUUUCUGCCCCUUCCGUGGAAUGGCUUUGACCCCUCUAAACCGUCAACGCAGAUUGCAGUGGGCACGAACUGUACGUCGGUGGCAGCGGCGUGAUUGGGAAAGGGUGCUGUUCACGGAUGAAAGUCGCUUCAACAUGUUCCGAAAUGAUGGCCGAUUCGUGUUUAUCGACGUAGGGGAGAGCGACUGGCGCCCAACUGCAUCCAAGAUGUGCACCCUUUUGGUGGAGGCGGCGUCAUGGCAUGGGGCGGUAUUUGUGGUCAACGGACAACAAGGCUUCUCAUCAUUCGUGGAAAUCUGA
Molecule: messenger RNA, 624 nt
Organism: Gigantopelta aegis
Lineage: Eukaryota; Metazoa; Mollusca; Gastropoda; Neomphalida; Peltospiridae
Exons: 1
Coding region: 1-624 (207 amino acids)
Biological process (GO): DNA transposition; DNA integration
Molecular function (GO): DNA binding
Source: RefSeq, a predicted model, not a curated record